Molecule: messenger RNA, 5111 nt
Organism: Gopherus flavomarginatus (Mexican gopher tortoise)
Lineage: Eukaryota; Metazoa; Chordata; Testudines; Testudinidae
Gene: NDP
Product: norrin cystine knot growth factor NDP
Exons: 3
Coding region: 438-839 (133 amino acids)
Biological process (GO): Wnt signaling pathway
Source: RefSeq, a predicted model, not a curated record
CAGUGAGCUGCUGCUGCCGCUCGCCUGAUUGAUAUAUGACUGCAAUGGCACUUUUCCAUUUGACAUUCUCUCUCCCUCUCUCUCUCUCCCUCUCUCUUUCUCUCAAACAACAGCCCUAACUUUUGUGUGUUGCAAAUAUAAAAGGCAAGCCAUGUGACAGAGGGACAGAAGAACAAAAGCAUUUGGAAGUAACAGGACCUCUCUUUCGCUCUCAGAAGAGUGUGAGGGAAGGAAGGAGCGGCACAUUUUCCAAAGCCAUGUAGAAGAUUCUUUGAUGGAUUACAACCUCAACAAAACGCCAGCUUAAAAAGAACAAUGACAGCCAAGAGACUUAAACCAGGUUUUUCAUCUUUCUUGAAAGGAACUGAGUCCCAGUAUUUAGAGUUUUUUUAAUACUCUACCUCCCUCUGCUGUUAUUACUGAGAAGUUCUUCAGCAAUGGGAAAUCAUGUACUAGCAGCUUCUAUUUCCAUGCUCUCCCUUCUUGCAAUAAUGGGAGACACGGACAGUAAAACGGACAGUUCGUUCAUGAUUGACUCAGACCCAGGUCGCUGUAUGAGGCAUCACUAUGUUGAUUCCAUCAGUCAUCCAUUGUACAAGUGUAACUCAAAGAUGGUGCUGCUGGCUCGUUGCGAGGGACGCUGCAGUCAGACAUCACGCUCUGAGCCGAUGGUCUCCUUCAGCACAGUCCUAAAACAACCAUUCCGUUCUACCUGCCACUGUUGCCGGCCCCAGACCUCCAAGCUGAAAGCAAUGAGGUUGCGCUGCUCAGGUGGCAUGAGGCUCACUGCUACCUACCGCUACAUCCUGUCCUGCCAUUGUGAAGAGUGCAACUCCUAGUGGGGACACCAGCUGCAAUGAGAACAGGCGGGACACUGCUCCCAGAAAACAACCCCAGCCACUGAGAACUCACCAGCACGCUAUUAAAGUAUUCCUACUACCAGGGCUCAUCAAGCUGGAUUGGAUUUGAGAGGUAGAAAAUGAAAGACACUGAGACCCUGGAUUGUGCUGAUUGUGAAAACAAAGACAUCCAUCUGCUAGUCUGUGCUGAAGACAAAACCCUGGAGACAUGAACCUUUUUUUCCCCCUGAAAGGAUACUUUGGGGGUAUAUUUUCAGGCUCAGCCUCUCUUCUGCUUUGAAUAAGGACUGAUGGGAGUUUUAUUUUUUUUGCCGGUGAACAAUAAAGACACACAGAGAGAACAACAAGGGUCCGUCUGCUGGAGAUACUAUAUUCUACAAGAGUUGACAUUGGGAAGCAGGAUGGCUCCAUUCCUGCAUAUGACUGCUUAUUGUGUCAUUUUAUUAUAUUGCCCUUCAGAAUGAACUGGGUUGAUGGUAAGGGAUAUAUGUUACUUGAUCUGGCAGACAAGUUCUGGACUAUGUUAACUGUGGUUUAGCUGAAAUUACAAAUAAAUAAUAGAAAAGUGAACUGGAUAGCGAACGAGGCAUGGGAAUUGUCCAGCUCUAAAUGGUUCAAAUGAUUAUUUGUAGUCGAUUGCAUCACAGCUUGGUGUCUGAGUGACAUUUAGAAAGAAAAAAGUCAUGCAGUUCAUUCUUUCUCCUUUAAUAUCCUGGGGGUGAUCAUUAUAGGCAGACUGUAGCUGUCACAAAAUGCACUAAUGAAAAACUAGAAACUAAGCACCAGUUUACAAUUUAAAAAUGGAGCCUCUUAAACAGAAUCUCUUCUUAAACUGGGCUGGUCUCAGGAGGAACAGAUCCCAGAGCUGCCAGAAUAAUAAUAAUAUGUAGGAAUACUUUUUAUCCAUAGAUCUCAAAGUACUUUAUCCAAAGUGAGUAAGUAUCAUAUCCCUGUUUUAAAGAUAAAGAAUCUGAGGCACAAGGGAGGUAAUUGAUCUGCCUACAACAAGGCCGUGGCAGAGCCUGAAUCCCAGUUGUGUACUAAUUAUUGGAUCAUGCUGCUUCUCUGCAAGGGAGGUUCUGACCACCAGUUGCCUUCCCCUCUAGGACCACUAUUGUACAAGGAAAAAGGCCUAGCUCAUGAGUUACAGAGGUUGCCUGGCAUGCAAACAGAGGUGAUGUGGGGGGCGGGGAGGGGUCGGGUCACAUGGCCCCCCAAUUUGCUGCUUGGCUUGUACUGAGCAUGCUUACAUGGACUGAGCAUGAUCAGUAACAUAUGCUGAAGCCUCUGCCCUCAAUGUACACCUCCCGCACCCCUCCCCACUAUUGGAAGGCCGUUGUCUCUGCAAAGUUUCAAAAAACGGUGCCCCUAAGUGGUAGAUUACUUUAUUUGUAGUUAAAGCUGGCUCUGCUCUUAAACAAUUAGCUUUUGGGAGGGUCAGUUGAACAAUAAAUACCUAUAGCCUUCCACAAGGCGGAAACUAUGUAAAUUUAUUUGGAUCUUGGCUCCUAUUAAUGGCGAUAUACUGAGUAGGACAGUCAGCCUGCUACAGAAUCUCUUCCCUGCACCCAGAUCAACCUAAACAGGUGUUCCAUGUGAGACAGUCAAAGCCAAAGAAGCAGAGAGCUCAUGGAAGCUUCUUUCAUGGCUCAUAAUACCAGAUUCAGUCCAGCUUCAAAUCAGCACUGACACCCAGCUGGAAUAUGGCUAAAGUCCAAUAGUUACUCCAGCAGUAAUCUGAAUGUCAUUGCACAAUGAUGAAUAGGAGGGGCAGAGGUUGGGGUUGGGAGUGGGUAGUCAAAUCCAGAAUGCAGCCCAUCUGUUGUAUGCCAUCUAAUCUGUCUUGAACAAUUCUAUAUAUAGCAACCAGGCUUUUGAGUUACAUCACAGGGAAUCCAUUGAGCAUGCUCAAGGAGUCCCCAACGUCUUUCUCUAAUAUAAAGAAACAGAUUAAGUGGCCUGAAAGUGGGAAGUGAGCAUUUCCAUGGCUUAUAUAUGCAUUACUGUGGUCGACCACGCAGAGCCAAUGUCCUUGACCAUUACUGCCCCAGGAGUACUGUGGGAAGUAGCGACAAGUGGCAGGCAUAUACUCAGCUGAAUUAUGGAGCAGGAUAUAAAUCAAUAAAAGUAGAAAAUGACUGGGGCCAAAUGUACACAGACACUUAUAGAUAUUAGUGAUAGAUAGGUGGUAUAGACUGAAAAGGAUAGCCCCUGUCUGCUGGAGAGUAUCUUGUCAUUGAUGGCCAGUUUUAAAUAAGAACUCUUAAAGCUGUGGAUGAAGAGUGAAUCAAAUUGUUUUGAGCUAUGUAGCUCAUAGUCAAAUGCCAAGACCAUGACUGAAGGACCACGAUGAGAUCAUUGGACAUGAUUCAUUAUUUCAUUCUGAUGUUAAUUCUUUUCAUAUCCGAUGAAUGGUUUGAACAUGACAGAUAGGUGUGUGUACUGAGCAUUAUCACUUAACUAGUUUGUACAAGACCCUCACCCCCAACCAAAGGAACAUUUUUGUGUGUCUUUUUGUCUGUCCAAACUUCAUUAUCUAAAAUUCUUCAUUAUCCACAACAGGAUCGUGUCUCCAUAUUAAUUAUAUAGAAAAUUCCCCUGAUUAUCUGAACCAUUAAUAAUCUAAAAUUAUAGUGCCCUAAUACAUUUUCAGUUUUAUCUUUAAUAACUACAUACUAUUACCUCAAAAUAUACAAAGUAUCCUGUACUUAGGAUAGAGAAUUCUGCAUGAGCUGAAGUCAUGUUAUUUAGUUAUCAAAGGUAUUGGAAACAUUUUAAGGGUAACUGCUGGUAUUCAGUGUCUCGCCCCUUUUCCCCACCACAUGACAUCAAGGGGCAGAGCCUUAGCUCCACUGAAGUCACUAGGGCGCUGACAAUUUACACAGGCUAAGAAUCUGCUGCUUGAAGCUUUUACUGUACAGUAGCCAAUGUCUCAAGCUAGACAGGACUGGAUUGAUGAAUAAUACCAAAUUGAAAAACUCAUUGGUUUUGCUGUUGCUCUCCCUCUCUUUGGUAAGAAGAGAGGUGGGAUUUAAAGAAAGACUUUCACACCAGAGCCAACUUAGAAAAAAGAGAAUAUUUAUAGUGAGAGAAAAACUUGGGAUACAUUUAUUCCUGUGUCCCUUUUCCAUCACAAUGCAAGAGCUAUUAUUGUGACAAUAGGUCUCCUAGAAGAUAUUUGUGUUUUAACAAAAGCUUUCUCUCACACCCAAGAUUCCUUCUCCUUCUCUUGAUCCUACAGUGACGUCAUCUCCUUGUAACCUCAAAAUCUGUUGCCAGGCAAAUAAUUAUGAUGUCACUUCAACUUGUUUUUACUUAAUUAUAGGGUCAAAUAAAUAUAAUAGAAUUGGGACAUGAAGGUGUCAACCCUAUUUGCAAACAAGUUGAAUUGGUAAAUAACAGACUCUGAGCCAAAUCUUUAAGUUCUGACUUGGUUUUUGCUUAGCCCUUCCUCAGGUAAAACUUGUAUUGACUUCAGAAGAUAAGGACUGAAGGCCUAGUUUUCAUGUAGCAUGGGAAUUGUCCAGCCCUAGACAGUUGAAAUGAUUACUAGUAGUGGACUUCAUGACAACUCAGUGGCUGAAUGAUGUUUAGAAAGAAAAAGGUCAUGCAGUUCAUUUUUCCUCCUCUAACAUCCCUGGAGGUAUCACUACAGCCAGACCGUAGCUGUUACUAAAUGAAUGUCUAAAAUUUAGCCCCUAAAUCCAUAUUUUGACAUCUACAUAUCCAUUUUAGGCAACUAAACAAAGUACAUACAUCUUCAGUUAUGUGCAACAAUAUGGAUUCAAGUGCCCCAUGUAGAACAACCAUCUUUGAAAACAAAGGACCACAGGAUUUGACUCAUUGUGAGAGAAAAUAUGAAAAUUAAAUAACUUUGUUUCCUUAGCAUGAGAUUGUACUUGAUACAUAUCUGAUAUGUUCUGAAGGUUUGACUACACUCUAAGUUCCUUUGUAAUAAUGUUGUUCCUUGAGAACAGAAAGGGAUAAUUGUCUAGAUAAUUUUGAGGAGCGGGUUCUUUGCCAUAAUGUCCUCUCCUCAGCAUCUGAAUGUGUGUGUCUGUGUGGUUUUUCUUUUUCCACUGAGGUUCACCCUUCCUGAAGAAGGAUCCUGCCCUUUCUUCCUUUCGCUCCAUAAUGUUCCUAAUGUGUGGGCCACAAAAUCAGAACCCCAAUAAUCUCUUCUGUAUCCACAUCUCCCAUGGUGUAGUACACAGCAUCAUGCUACCCAAUUAGUUUACUUUUUAAAAUGAU